GUUACAGAGUUUGCACCAAACUGUUUUUCUGCUGACUGCUCGGUCACAUCGCAUCCUGAAGAUGGCCUCUCUGCAUGUGUUUGUCUGUCUGCUGGGACUGGUUGUCCUGAGUCACUCUGACAACUCCUGCUUCUUUAAGGAGUUGGAGGUCAAAGAUCCAGCAAACCCUCCAAAAGGGUGUUUGGAUAUGGAUGGAAAGCUGCAUGACUUUGGCUCGAAGUGGGAGAGAGACUGCAUGGCUUGUUCUUGUGCAAGUGACGGCUUGAGCUGCUGCCGCAACUUCCCUGAUGCAGACACCGUAGAUGUUCCUGAGGAGUGUGAGCUGGUUAUAAACAAGGCAACCUGCACUGCCAAGGUAGUGCUGAAAUCUGACAAAACUAAAGAGUGUAACCCUCUUUAAAAACACCACAAAAUAGACUCGGCACAUUAGGGACAAUUAAAACCCAAACUGGAAACAGGUCUUUUUUUGUUAUUAUUAUUAUUCACAUUUUCUCAAUUUUUUCAUUGUGUGUGCACACAUUAAAUCCCCAAUAAACAAACACCUUAUCAACUUUGCUUUUCUUUCACUGUUAAUAAAGUUAAAACCUGCAUCAACCUGCAA
This is a messenger RNA of Stegastes partitus (bicolor damselfish), 601 nucleotides long. RefSeq names its product beta-microseminoprotein. The coding region runs from base 62 to 400 and encodes 112 amino acids. NCBI's taxonomy places the organism in Eukaryota, Metazoa, Chordata, Actinopteri, Pomacentridae. The record is from RefSeq and is a predicted model, not a curated record. The transcript has 4 exons.